GAAAUGGUUGACAAACCGAACGUCGCCUUCUUAGACGACGGUUACUAUGAAGAAAUAGUUGUUGGCGAGGAAAUGGUGGGAGAAACAGCGGAAGAAGUCAUAACAGACCACUAUGUCACAGAAGACGGACAUGUGAUCUCUUCAGCUCCUGGACAAUUAGACGGGAACCUUUUAACACUCAGUGAUGGGCAUCAUACUAUUGUGACUACAUCUGCGCCUGGCGUGGAGCAUCAGCAGCUGGCGCAACAGGUGUUAGUGCAACCACACGCCCAGCAGACUCAACAAGUAAUCCAACAGCAGAUGGAGGAGCAGAACAUGGUCGAUCAGUUGCCAAGACCGAAGCACGAACGAUGUCGUUGUGAGGCGCGACUGUACGUGCACUACCAUUGUGCAAUCUGUGCCAAGCCCUUCGCGAUGAGUUGCAUGUUGAAGCACUUUCAACAUCUACACUAUGCUCCUGGUACAGUGAAGACCACUUAUGCACACCUCAUCGACGAGGACAGAGAACUGUACGGGGUCAUCAGCUACUCCCAACUGACUCCGAAUCCAGCUCACGUGAUCAAACUGGCAAAUGGGUCCAAAAGGUGUUCCAACUCAGUGUGCAAAGCCAAGAGACGAGAGGGUUCCAUCGAAGAGUGUGAACAUUGCGUUGCGGUGGAGGAUGGCCCAGCAAGUGCCCCGGAGCCUAUCUUCAUCGACCAGCAGAUUCUGGACAACUGCCACAAAGACUUUGUGGAGAGCUACAAGCAGUAUUGUAACUCAGCAGCCCAGCACGGUGUCCCGGCAGUCUGUGUUCUGCGAGCGCCUCCUCAUGUUACCUCACAUAUUAUCUACUCAUGUUUCAAUGAGAACAACAUCCAAAAGAGGUACUUAGUCGUGCAAUACGAGCCCACAAUCAGUUGCAGUUGUGGCGUGGGGGCGGAGAAGGCCUGUUGGCAUCGGGCCAUAGUCUCUCUGUGUUGCCAGGCCCCUGGCCAGUCGGACAAUGACUCACUUGAUCCUCCCUUCGAGACUCUGUUCUCUGUGCGAGAGAUGCAGAGGUUCAUUCAACCUACAGAAGCUACACCAAACAUUCUAACUGGACGCACCCCGAAGCCAAGUGGAAGCAGACGAAGCAAAGUGGCCAAACUAUCAUCUGACCACCAUCAUCAUCAUCACCAGUUUGACCCCCAGGGGAUCAACAAUAACAGCAGCAACAACCCAUCUGGUCUGCUGGGGAGGGAUUCUGCCGAGAUUGAACACGCUCAGUUGUUGAGUGAGCUGGGAGGGGGAGGGGCAAUGCAACAGACUCAUGCUCAUUUGGACACCCAGAAUGUAUUGCAAUCUAUGUCAUCGGUGGGAGUGGCAGCUCAACAAGCCCUGAUGAUUCCCUCGGCAGUCGAGUCUGGAAUCCCCACACACCCCCAUUUGGGGGGCACAAGUGGAGCGAUGAUGGGUCAGGGAUCACUCGAGUACAUGGCAGCUGCAGGAAGCGGUGUGAAUUUUGCCUCUGCUCCCGAGAUGCUGAUUGCGAUUAAUCGUCUCAAUGAUACAAUUGACAGUCUUAGAGCGGAAAUUGUCUCUCUCAAGUCACAGGUCGCGGAUUCGAGUAAGUUCGGAUCCCGCUAUCGCGAGGAAGGCCUCUAUACCAUCUCUGUGAAAGGACCUCACACUUCCAAAUCAACACUCGAAGACCUCAGCCGCAAACAGGCCAGAGUAGUAGUGCCCUCAUUCGACGUCCAGUCCAAAACCGGAUCAACCGGAGGGCCAGGUGCAGCCGGAGGUGUUGCGGGGAAUAUGUCUGAACAAGGACAGGAUUCAAGUGGGGGCUUCACGGUGGGAACGAGCCAACAUGAUCAGGGAAAGGGAACACGACAAAAUGUCGGGGACGAUAUUUUUGAGGAGAUUUCAGAAGACGAGAAUGAUCCGAAUCGAGCUUUGCCUGGAAACAGAGGAGAAACUGGCAGCGGUUCUGAUACGAAUGGGCGUCCUAGACGACAACUGCAGCCGAACAGACUCUACAAUGGCAAGGAGUUCUUAACAGACUCCAACAAACCAUCCAAUGCUCCUUUCAAGCCCAAGUCAAACUAAUUUAAACCCAUGUUUCACCACCCCACCAUGACACUACACGUAGUUAACUGUUGCAAUUUGUGAUGUUGGGUCGAAUAAAAAGUUACUAUCAUUUAAGAAAAAUUGGCUCUUUCUCCGCUGAACUAAGUUCAAAUAAAGAAGAGAAGGCUGAAUGAAGUUGAAAUUGCGUUUGCUCAGAAUUUAUUAGCUCAUCAAUGGUAAUGCAAGUUUUGCCGGAAUUUAAUUUGGUGUUUAACAUGUUUCUUCGUAAAGAGCUGAAGAGAUGGAUUUUUGGUCCUUCUUCUUGCUGAUAAGUGGUGUCUUCUUAACUUUAAAAUUUUCAAAGACUAAUUGGGAUGAGUCAGGUAGGAGAGCCAUUUUUUGUCAACAUUUUUUCUGAUUGGAAGUCUAAUUUCUCAAU
Symsagittifera roscoffensis is the source of this 2470-nucleotide messenger RNA. RefSeq lists its product as uncharacterized. Bases 4 to 2070 code for a protein of 688 amino acids. The record is from RefSeq and is a predicted model, not a curated record. Lineage: Eukaryota; Metazoa; Xenacoelomorpha; Acoela; Convolutidae. The transcript is spliced from 8 exons.